Molecule: messenger RNA, 1029 nt
Organism: Pseudoliparis swirei
Lineage: Eukaryota; Metazoa; Chordata; Actinopteri; Perciformes; Liparidae
Gene: hp
Product: haptoglobin
Exons: 4
Coding region: 15-899 (294 amino acids)
Biological process (GO): proteolysis
Molecular function (GO): serine-type endopeptidase activity
Source: RefSeq, a predicted model, not a curated record
CAUCACUGCAGAAUAUGAGUAAUAUCAACAAAAUGUGGGUUUCUCUGAGUCUGCUCCUGGCUGCAGUCGGUGUGGCUCAAGCCUCAGCCUUCAGGUUAGCAUCCCUCCGGUCCAAAAGAAUGGUUGGGGGGACCCUGGCUCCUCAUGUCCCGUGGCAGGCCAUGGUCUACAUUGCUGACAGUGUGCUGGACGGAGGCUAUGCAGGCGGUGCUCUCAUCUCUGAGCGCUGGGUUUUGACGGCUGGCAGGAACCUGUUUGUCAGGAAGAGUCGACCGCACACUCAGGGUCAAGAUCCUGUCAUUCCUAAAGUUUACUUGGGAAUCACGGAGCGGGCAGAAGCUAAUGUCUCCAGAGAGGUUGCUGUGGUGAAGGUUGUUCUCCAUCCAGGCUUCCAGAACCAAUCGGAGUGGGACAACGACCUGGCACUGAUCCAGCUGAAGGAGCCUGUGGUUGAGAGCGAUAAAGUGUCCCCCAUAGCCCUGCCACAGAGCGGACAGGACCUGGCAGACACCGCAGGGUUGUCAGGCGUCAUCAGUGGCUGGGGCUGGGGGAUCCUUCUUACCCCGGCCACAUCACUCAAACACCUCGUAGUUCCCCUAGCCAAUCAUUCUGACUGUAAGGCAGAAUAUGAACAUAGCGAGCUCACACCAGUUGUAGACGACAACAUGUUCUGCACCGGACCCACCAGGUAUGAGGAGAACGUUUGUUUUGGCGAUGCAGGAGGCGCUCUGGCUGUCACAGAUGCUGAAACUGGGGACAUCUACGCUGCGGGGAUCCUUUCCUAUGACAAGUCCUGCAGGAGCUCCAAGUACGGCGUCUACAUGAAGAUUUCCUCGUAUUUGCCCUGGAUCCACAGUGUUAUCAGAGGAGAUACAGAGAAAUCACCUGUUCUGACCUAAGGUUACGUACUCAUGGCAGCCAUUGAGCUUCAGCCUCUGUUCUUUUGAUUUCAUAGAGAAAUCUUUUUAAUGUCUGUAAAUCUGUGAAUUCUAUUGAACGAUUAAAAAGGAACAAAUAUAUUAAAAUCCA